Molecule: messenger RNA, 5468 nt
Organism: Linum trigynum
Lineage: Eukaryota; Viridiplantae; Streptophyta; Magnoliopsida; Malpighiales; Linaceae
Source: the annotation of a GenBank genome assembly
CCUGAUUUCCUUCACCUUUUGACCGCCAUCCCAACUUUCCCUAAUUACUCCACUACUCUUCCCUUGUUUGUUGGAUCCACUCCUCUCCUCCACAUCUCCCCCCUUGUCUAGAAAUUUUUAUCUUUCAAUUCCUUCUUGAUUUUUUUACUCCUUUUGGCAAAUUUUUCCACUAAUUACUUCAAUUUUACCAUAAUCAAUCAAUUGGCGCAUCAGAUUAACUUUUAUUUCUCUCCACUCUUAAUCCUUCUCCCGGGACGGAUUUAGGCUUCCCCCAAACUGUGAUUUGUAUUGUUCAUGUGCAUUCCCCUCAGCUUUCCUCAUUACCAUCGUCGUCCUAAUUUUCACCGCGGUAAAACCUACCACCUACACAUUAUGGAUAGAUAAUCUUUACACCAUAAUCACAGUUGGAUCAGAGAGCAAAAUCACCAUGAGAGGAGCGGUGCUUGUAGCAAUCGCCGCUACAGUAGGCAACUUCUUACAAGGAUGGGACAAUUCCACCAUUGCAGGGGCUGUAAUUUACAUAAAAAGGGAAUUUCAUCUAGAGUCUCAACCAACGAUGGAAGGCCUGAUCGUGGCAAUGUCGCUGAUGGGCGGGACGUUGAUCACGACAUUCUCCGGUCCGGUGGCCGACGUGUUCGGCCGGCGUCCAAUGCUAAUCCUCUCGUCGCUCUGUUACCUCGUCGGAAGCUUGGUCAUGUUAUGGUCUCCUAACGUCUAUGUCUUGCUGGUUGCGAGACUGCUCGAUGGGUUCGGGAUCGGGCUCGCCGUCACGCUCAUCCCGCUCUACAUCUCCGAAACCGCGCCGUCGGAGAUCAGGGGCACGCUGAAUACUCUGCCGCAGUUCUUGGGUUCGGGAGGGAUGUUCCUGUCGUAUAUAAUGGUGUUUAUCAUGUCGCUUCAGGAUUCGCCUAAUUGGAGAGUGAUGCUUGGUGUUCUGGCGAUUCCUUCUCUGUCUUACUUGGUGUUGACGGUGCUCUUCUUGCCGGAAUCGCCGCGGUGGCUCGUCAGUAAAGGGAGAUUGGAUGAGGCUAGGCUAGUUUUGCGGAGGCUUCGCGGUAGGGAGGAUGUUGCAGGGGAGAUGGCUCUGCUACUGGAAGGGCUCGGCGUGGGGAAAGACCCAUCAAUAGAAGAAUACAUAAUCGGCCCAGCAACCGACGAAGGCGAGCCACCGGCGGACAAGAUCGGAGAAGUCCGACUGUACGGCACCGAGGAAGGCGUGUCAUGGGUGGCAAAGCCGGUAGCCGGACAGAGCACCCUGGGGAUUGCGUCGCGCCAGGGGAGCAUGGCAAACCAGAAUGUACCUCUAAUGGAUCCACUCGUCACUCUGUUCGGAAGCGUCCACGAGAACAACCUCCCCGCCGGCGGCGGCGGAUCCAUGUUCGGAAGCAUGCGCGGGAGCAUGUUCUUCCCCGGCACCUCCAGCAUGCUCAACAUGAUCACCGGCGCCGGCAAUAAUCAGGGGGAAGAAGACGGCGGUGCCGAUCACGAUUACUCCGGUGGUGAUGCAGAGGACAACAAGAGCCCUCUGCUUCGGCAGCUGCAGGGCUCCGGAAAGGACUACCCGGCUGCUUCAUCGAGGCGGUCCGGGUACGGAAGUAGCAUGUUCAAUGCGGCGGCGGGUGCAGGGGAGGAAGCCGGGGUUGGGAUCGGGGGAGGGUGGCAACUGGCGUACAAGAAGAAGGAAGGUGGGCUUCAAAGGGUGUACCUUCACGGCGGAGCGGCGGCGGGAGGGUCGAGGAGAGGGUCAAUGAUUUCCGGCAUUGGUGGUGCGAUGGAUGUUGAGGAAAUUGGGGGCGGGGAUUUUGUCCCAGCGGCCGCGCUUGUUAGCCAGACGGCGGUUUGCUCCAAGGAUGUUCUCAGCGGCGGGAAGCCGGAAAUCGGAGGGCGGCGGUCGCAGAAGGACAGCAAAGGCACCGGAUGCGCCGACCUUUUUGAGCCAGGGAUUAAGCGCGCUCUGGUUGUCGGAGUUGUGCUCCAAUUUCUCCAACAGAUUUCAGGGAUCAAUGGGGUGCUCUACUACGCUCCCCAGAUUCUACAAGAAGCAGGGGUUUCGGUUCUACUAGCAAGUCUCGGAUUGCGAUCGGACUCGGCCUCCAUCCUCAUCAGCCUUUUCUCCACUAUUGUAAUGCUCCCCUGCAUUAUGCUUUCAAUGAGGAUCAUGGACGUCGCCGGAAGAAGGUCGAUAAUGUUGUACACAAUCCCAAUCUUGGUGGUGGCACUGUUUGCACUAGUGUUCAGCAGCAUCGUGAGCAUGGGAGCGGUGCCUAGGGCCGUGAUCUCGACGGGAAGCGUGGUGGUCUACAUGAGCUGCUUCGUGAUGGGAUUCGGCGUCAUCCCAAACAUACUCUGCGCCGAGAUUUUCCCCACCGCAGCUCGCGGGCUCUGCAUAACAAUAUGCGCACUCACCUACUGGAUUAUGAACAUCGUCGUCACGUACUCGUCGCCGCUUCUGCUCAACAGCCUGGGGCUUGCCGGCGUCUUCACCAUCUUCGGGAUCGGGUGCACGCUUUCGUGGGUGUUCGUGUUCCUCAAAGUUCCGGAGACGAAAGGGAUGCCGUUGGAAGUCAUUUGUGAGUUCUUUGCCGCGGGUGCCUCCGUGCUCGAUCGUCAGAACUGAAUGAAUAUUAGGGUUUUUUGUUUUGUUUUGUUUUGUUUUGUUUGGGUGAUCAAUCCUUUUUUUGAUUGGUUUGCUUUCAAAUUGUUUUUCUUAACAACCAUUUUGUUAAUUACUUGGUUUGUAUUGUGAUUUGUGACCCAAUAAAAGGAGAAAAGGUUAGAAUCAAAGUGUUUGGAUGUUUUAGUCUAUAGUAUCUUUACUUGUGUAACCCUUUAUCCGCGUGUCGAAAAAAAUCAAAAGUCGAAUUGUCUCAUUACUUGCUCGGUUUUUUUUCUAUGUCCAAGAAAUGGGGUGGUUGGGGUUAACAACAACUGUAACGAAAAUGGUUAGCUGUUAAUCGCUAACUGCAAAGUGCGGUUAACCUCAUUACAAACUGUGACAGGUUUCUGGCUUUCUUAGGAAACACUAAAUUCAGCAAUUAUGAACUUUUUAGAGCAUUCACAUUGGUAUUGCAUUCUCAAUUGCAAAAUGACAUGACAUAGGUGUUUCCAAUUGCAAAACCAAUUGCAUUGAUGUGGCUACCAAUUGCAUAUUUGCAAGCUUGCAACAAAUGCAAUUCCACAUGCAAGUAAAAAAAGCCUACAAAAAUGGAAUUUUUUAAUUUUCUUUUCUCAUUUACUUAAUUUUCUAUAAUUUAAACAUGAUAUUUAAUUACAUUUGCAAUUACAAGUUAAUUGCAUUGAUGUAGGUGAAUGAAAUGAAUGUGAUGUGAAUUGCCAAAAAAUUGAGUUGACAAUAUAAACACAAAUACAAUUUUUUUUGCAAUUGCAUUGAUGAAAAUGCCCUCAAUAGUUCCAAUCUCAUCUACAAAAGAAUUCAAUUGAAACUUCUCCCCAUGCAAAGUAAACCGUAAAACAAUAACAGUUUACAACAAACUCGAUAAUUUGACCAGGGCACAAAUCAUUGAGUCACAGACUUCUGGCGUUAUGGGAAGAGGAACCCUGCAAAUAGCAGGGAAGACAGGGCUAGGCCUUCCUAGAAAAAUUAUUAUACUCAGGUAAUUAAUUCGUUCUCCUCUAUUUGAUUGUAGUUGCAGUUAAACUGAAAAAUGGAUAAUAUGCCAUACUGCUAAUUACAAUCGCAUAAGAGUAUGUUUAUUUGGUUUGCGAUUAAUCACAUAUCGCAUAGUUUUGAUGUUUUUAACGGUUUAACCAUACAAACACAACCGUAUUCACACUCCUAGUUUUUUCCAUAGAUAUUCCCAAAAGACCAGCCAAAUAAGAAAAAAUAUAUAUGACAUUUGUAGGCCAAGUCGCAAACAAGGAAAGAGGAAAGGUCUCUUGAAACAAAAAUAAGAAACAUAACUAGUUACAAUAAACACAUUUGUGUGCUCUUUUUCAAUUACAAACAUACAUGAAGCUUAAAUCUGAAAAAUCAUAGAACUUUUCCACCACGGUAGCAAGCGAAAUAUCAUUGAUUCAAAUAUUGCAUAUCGAAUUGCACUCUUGAAUGUGUAAAACGAUGUAGAAUUCUUAACAUAGACUAAAUUGUUAUAACUACCAUAAAGUAACGAUAUUUUUAAACAUAUAACUUUUGAAUGAAUAUGAGCACAUGUGUCUUUACCAAAGGGGUAAAUAUGGAAAUGUUUACUGAUACUGGUUUGCCGAACGCAGAUGGAAAAGACACUACUAAUGUGAACAGGCCCAAAUAGUGCCCCGACCCACUAAAUGCUCAACCAUGCCAUCUCUCCAAACUUUCCAUCAGAUUCAACAACUAGCUAACCUCCUCUACCUAUAUUGUUACGCUAGAGCAAAUUUUGGAGGGGUAAAUAUGGAAAUAUUGAGUGUUGUUGGCUUGCCCAAUGCGGAUGGAAAAGACGCUCCUAAUGUAAACGGGCCCAAAUAGUGUCCGACCCACUAAAUGCUCAACCACCCGGGUUACUUUUGCUACACCUAAUAUAAUAGUGAAAUGGGAAAGGUGCUUCCCCCAUUACAAAAUCCUUGCAUCCAUAGCAAAAGUAGAAAAUGGUAGAUUUGUCUUCACAAUCAUUUAUUAUUUUCAAUGGUAGAUUCGUCUUCACAGUCAUUUAUUAUUUUCUUAUUUACAGGAAAAAUGCAAGUGAUGGGAUUUGAAUUGUGAUCUUUUUGAGAAAAUACAAGAAAUAUAACCCAGUUACACUAAACAAAUUUGUUUAAACUUUUUAAAUUAAAAAUAUAUAGGAAGGUUAAAUUUGAAAAAUCAUAGAAAUUUUCCAUCACAAUUAGCUAAGCGACUAACUCUCCCCUAAAUAUUAUGCUGGCAUUUGAUACUUCUAUUUUCAUACUUUGAUUAUUUUAAUUCGAGUUUAAUAAUUAAUUAUAUUUCUAUUUGUCUUAUAAAAGGAGAAUAAUUUUAUAAUCGCAGGCCUAAUGUCAUUGGUGCAAAUAAUGCACAUCGAAUUGCAAUAUUGAAUGUGUAGAAGUGAUGCAGAAUUCUUGACAUAGAUAAUAUAACUACCAUAAAACAACAAUAUUUUGAACACAGAAGUUUUGAGUGAAUAUGGGGCACAUGUGUCUUUAAAAGAGGGGUAAAUAUGUAAAUGUUGAGUGAUGUUGGUUUGUUGAAUGCGGAUUGAAAAUGCACAACUAAUGUAAACGAGUUUAAAUGGUGUCCCGCCCUACUAAACGUUCAACCAUCGCCGUCUCUCCAAACCUUUCCACCGGACUCGACAAUCGCCUAACCUCAUCCACCUAUAUUGUUACGUAAAGCAAUUUUCGAUGGGGUAAAGAUAUAAAGGUUGAGUGUUCUUGCUUGGAGAGUUGACUGGUGGAUUAUGUAGUUUCUUUGAUAGUAAUGUGUGAUCUCUUAACAUCAGCUCAUUUGGUUGAUCUUCUAGGUUGACUUUUGAGUUGAUUAAAAAUAAAUAGUGUCC